Messenger RNA from Pipistrellus nathusii (Nathusius's pipistrelle), 2433 nucleotides. The record is from the annotation of a GenBank genome assembly. Lineage: Eukaryota; Metazoa; Chordata; Mammalia; Chiroptera; Vespertilionidae.
AUGGAGGCUGCCCGCGCCCUGCGCUUCCUGCUCGUGGUGUGCGGCUGCCUGGCGCUCCCGCCCUGGGCCCAGCCCGUGUGCCCGGAGCGCUGCGACUGCCAGCACCCCCAGCACCUCCUGUGCACCAACAGGGGGCUCCGCGCCGUGCCCAAGACCAGCUCGCUGCCGAGCCCGCAGGACGUGCUCACCUACAGCCUAGGCGGCAACUUCAUCACCAACAUCACGGCCUUCGACUUCCACCGCCUGGGCCAGCUCCGGCGGCUGGACCUGCAGUACAACCAGAUCCGCUCUCUGCACCCCAAGACCUUCGAGAAGCUUCUGCGGCUGGAGGAGCUGUACCUGGGCAACAACCUCCUGCAGGCGCUCGCCCCGGGCACGCUGGCCCCGCUGCGCAAGCUGCGCAUCCUCUACGCCAACGGCAACGAGAUCGGCCGCCUGAGCCGCGGCUCCUUCGAGGGCCUGGAGAGCCUGGUCAAGCUGCGGCUGGACGGGAACGCGCUGGGGGCGCUGCCGGACGCGGUCUUCGCCCCCCUGGGCAACUUGCUCUACCUCCACCUGGAGUCCAACCGGAUCCGCUUUCUGGGCAAGAACGCCUUCGCCCAGCUGGGCAAGCUGCGCUUCCUCAACCUCUCCGCCAACGAGCUGCAGCCCUCGCUGCGCCACGCGGCCACCUUCGCGCCGCUGCGCUCCCUGGCCACCCUCAUCCUCUCGGCCAACAGCCUGCAGCACCUGGGGCCCCGCGUCUUCCAGCACCUGCCCCGCCUCGGUCUGCUCUCCCUCCGGGGCAACCAGCUCGCCCACCUCGCGCCGGAGGCCUUCUGGGGGCUGGAGGCCCUGCGGGAGCUGCGCCUGGAGAGCAACCGGCUGAGCCAGCUGCCCGCGGCGCUGCUGGAGCCUCUGCGCAGCCUGGAGGCGCUGGACCUGAGCGGCAACGAGCUGGCCGCCCUGCACCCCGCCGCCUUCGCCCGCCUGGGCCGGCUGCGCGAGCUCAGCCUCCGCGACAACGCGCUCAGCGCCCUCUCCGGGGACAUCUUCGCCGCCAGCCCGGCCCUCUACCGGCUGGACCUGGACGGCAACGGCUGGACCUGCGACUGCCGGCUGCGGGGCCUGAAGCGCUGGAUGGGCAGCUGGCACUCGCAAGGCCGGCUCCUCACCGUCUUCGUGCAGUGCCGCCACCCGCCGGCCCUGCGGGGCAAGUACCUGGAUUACCUAGACGACCAGCAGCUGCACAACGGGUCUUGCGCCGCCGAUCCCUCUCCCUCCUCGGUUUCCCCGACCGGCGAUGCCAAGAGGCGGCCCUUCCCCACAGCCACGAGGGAGAAGAUGGCGCCCCCUGCCGGUGGCCUCGCGGAGGAGCUGCCGCCGCAACCGCAGCUGCAGCCACAGCCUCAGCCGCGGGAGAGGGUACCGCCCGGGGCGCCCUGGGAUGGGGAGCUCCUGGGCAACCGCAGCGCCCCGAGGCUGAGCCCAUGGGGUGCGGGCCCCCAGCAGCUGGGCCCCUCCGCGCCUGCUGCUGCGGCGGGCCCGGCGCCACCGCCCCGGGACCUGCAGGAGGAGCCCGAUCCAGCCCGCGCCGAGCCCACCCUGACCGGCGGGGCCGCAGCCUCCGCGCCGCCGCCCGCCGGCGACCUCUGGCAGCGGGCCGCGCAGCAGCGCCUCCCCCCGCAGCAGCCCGAGGGCGCCGCCCCGGCGGACGGCGGGCUGGGGGCGGGCCUGCCGCCGCUGGUGUCCGACCCGUGCGACUUCAACAAGUUCUUCCUGUGCAACCUGACGGUGGAGGCGGUGGGCGCCGACAGCGCCGCGGUGCGCUGGGCCGUGCGCGAGCACCGCAGCCCCCGGCCGCUGGGGGGCGCGCGCUUCCGCCUGCUCUUCGACCGCUUCGGCCAGCAGCCCCGCUUCCACCGCUUCGUCUACCUGCCCGAACGCAGCGACUCGGCCACGCUGCGCGAGCUGCGCGCCGACACCCCGUACCUGGUGUGCGUGGAGGGCGUGCUGGGCGGCCGCGUGUGCCCGGUGGCGCCCCGCGACCACUGCGCCGGGCUGGUCACCCUGCCGGAGCCCGGCGGCCGCGGCGGCGUGGACUACCCGCUGCUGACCCUGGCGCUGCUGGCCGUCAACGCGCUGCUGGUGCUGCUGGCCCUGGCGGCCUGGGCGGCGCGCUGGCUGCGCAGGAAGCUGCGGGCCCGCAGGAAGGGCGGCGCCCCUGUGCACGUCCGCCACAUGUACUCCACGCGGCGGCCGCUGCGCUCCAUGGGCACCGGCGUGUCCGCCGACUUCUCCGGCUUCCAGGCGCACCGGCCGCGCACCGCCGUGUGCGCGCUCAGCGAGGCCGACCUCAUCGAGUUCCCCUGCGACCGCUUCAUGGACAGCGCGGGCGGCGGCGGCGGCAGCCUGCGGCGGGAGGACCACCUCCUGCAGCGAUUUGCAGACUAG